Molecule: messenger RNA, 3858 nt
Organism: Amoebophrya sp. A25
Lineage: Eukaryota; Dinophyceae; Syndiniales; Amoebophryaceae
Source: the annotation of a GenBank genome assembly
GAAAGAAGUACCAGUAUCAGUGUUUACUAACAUUGUGUAGUAGAAGAAGGUGAAUGAUUUUAUAUGAAACAAAGUAAGCACAUCGCAAAGGUCUAACUGGAGCAUGCAAUACGCAUUCAAUAAAGAUUUUCACCACGACAUCACUCGUGAACUACAAGUUGUACCACAAGAUCAACUACGACAAAAGGACAUAGUGGUACUACCUGGAAGGUGGACGUACCGACGUAGUAAAGCAUCAGACGGCUUCCUGAAAAACCCUUCGCCAACUUCUACCUACAACCACACGUACUACGUACUGGGAGGUGAAGAAGAAAUCAUACGAAGCGCCAGCCAUUGCAGCAGCCAUGGAUCCAGCGGAACUCUUUGGGCCAGCCGAGGAGAGGCCUAGAACUCGCUCUCAUUCUAUGACGCAUUUCUCUGCGUAUUGCAAGGAGAAGAUUGAGGAGGCUAUUCAGGUACUACUCGUACUUACAAAAAUCCUAUCGUGCAUGGCGAUAUGUCAUGAUACGUGUCUAGUACAUGAAUGUAGGUUCUGGUAAAUUAUCUACACGCUCUUGAAUAUUACGCGUGGUAAACUUGUAAAGAUGUCGGAUUGCCUGCAGAAUACCUACAUGACAGUAGAAGUUGUUACACAAGUACGCUCCACCCUAAAUUUUUGUUCUCUUGAUCCUUUUGCACUGCGGUGUACCAGGACUUAGACGCGAGAAAGAAGACAGUGGAACGGAUGAUGUCGCCUGAAAAGAAAGGUCGAAAAUUGACGAAGGAGGAAGUCCGACUUCUGGCGUUGCACUUGUCGAAGCCAAGGGGAACGCUUAUACCGCGUUCAGCGUCCCAACAACAACGCAGGCAAAAGCGUCGUUUUCGACGAAGUACGAAAGAUGGACCAAUACCAGUUGGCAUGACGCGACCAGGAGAGGAGCUAGGAUUUGAUAGGCCUGCAGGUGUAGCGAGUGUGGAUCUUGGGGUACUUCCAAGUACUUGUCUGUUUUACGUCUGAGCGACCGACUUUGGAAUGCUGAUGACCUCGAGUUUCAGAACAAUCAAUAGGUUGAUGACGUGAUGCACGUUCUAAUGUGUCGUAAGCUCUAGUUUAAUUUGGUGCUGCCUUUCAUUUGAUAGUUUCUGACACGGACUUCUACAUCGCAAAUGCCCCUGUGAUUUCCUCCACAGGACGAAUCGGAUAAUGAAGUGGGUGAGAUGAACGAUGAAGAGGAGUACGGGGCGCAUCCAAAUGAUACCUACCGGAAAAUGGGUGCAACUGGUGCGUCGCCAGAACCAGGCGGCCGCAGUAAAGCAGACUCAUCCACCAAAUCGAAUACAACUAAUAAAGCAUCGUCGUCGACUUCUGCUGCAGCCCCUCCUGGUGUCGGCAAGAAUAAGAGCCCGGCGGUACCAGGUGGCGUUUCCAGAGCAGGCGUUGUGCCGGCGACAGCUCCGACAAGUAACUUUUACGGAGGCUCGAUGGACGGGGGUGUGCAUCACCUGCGAACAAGCCGGCACGAACGUGGCAAGCGGCAUGAACGGAAGAGCCCAUUAGAGCAGAUUCUCAGUGGCUGCCUCAACGACAAAGAUCUACGGCAGAUGCGCACGACGGGUCUGACGCAUCCUGUAGUAAAGCUUGAUCCUGGACUGGACCCGAGUAAAAAAGCACACGAUCAUGAGGAUGGUUCAUCUUCGGACGGUGGGCGACCGCACUGGCAAGAACUUUCUGAAACGGACGAAUCUGCAGAACACGCCGUUUCGGGUGGAACAGAUCCACGACUACGAGGAGGACAGAAGAAACAGGGUGAGAGGUCGAAGAUACGUGGCGGAGGUGCUACCUUUGGUGCACAGACUUCAUCUCUAAAUCUUCCGCGUGAAGAUCACGAGCAGGAAGAACUGUACAGUGGUAGAGGAGGCAGUAAUUUUGAAGGCAGGAUAUUACCAGGAGAAGUUGGAGGAGAGGAUCAACGUGACUUGCUCAAUAGGAGCAAGGUCGAAGGCCAACGCAACAUCAGGAACAGAGGCAGUUGUUUUAGUGGUAGUACUGCAUCAUCCUCAUCUAGGACCUCGUCUCGCGCGCAAAGCAGUCGUGGUGGUCGGAGAGACUACAACUACUUGGAGCCGACAGUUAUGACAAAGAGAAAUGGGCAUGGACUCCCCCUUCAUUAGAGCCAUUGUGACGAAGAACAUGAACACAUAUAUUCUUGAAGAUAUCACAGGUGCGAUCAGCCUGUUGAGAGGCACUUAUAAUUGAACUAGAGAACUGAUGAAAUAGAAGUUUCCCUAUUGAAGUAGAGAAAUACUGGAUCGCUUUAUUGAUUAUCCAAACUAUUUAGAGAAACUCGUAGGCAGGAGGCAGCUGAAUUCUUUUUGGGAUCCCUUUCACCGUAUGAUAUAUGCGUCUUCCAGCUGUGGAUAUCCUCUCUCUGGAAUCCACAACUUGAUACCGCUCUUCUAAGACAGAGACGAUUGAGCGGAUGGGAUUUUUGCACGACCAGUUCGGUGGAGGCAAAGUGCUUCUUCGGGACUUUGCCCUUCAGGAAGCUAAAAGAAUGCGCAAAGAACGUCGCAUGCGAGAAGAAGCACUUGAAAGGGUCCGCAGAGCAGAGGAGCAACGCAUGAUUAUGAGAGAGUGACAUUUUUGGCGAAUAUUCGAUUCCUAUGUUGUGAAUCUUGAUCAUCUACUUUAGCAGUAACAGUUACAGUAAGAGCAGGGACAAUAAUAGGAGGAACAAGUAAUUUGUUUAGGGAGACGAACAGCGUGCAAUUGUCGUGCAGCAUGUUUUUUUGCAGAAUGAGCACGCACUCGUGCUUAGUGAUCAACUACAAGUUGAGUGAAGAUUUAAGCAAGACAGAUUUUCACAUUUUAUGUGAAGACUAUCUGUCUGAUUCCCUCUCUCUAACCCGAUCAAUCCGUGGGAAAAAGCGUUGUUAGAACGUCGUGCGCGCGUUACCGGAGAGAACAUCGAUGGGUCAACGCACGAAGGCGCAGCUGGCGGUGGUGACAGUGAACACUCCGGUAAACAAGAAGGACGUCAGAUCAAGGGAAGCUAUAGUCCCGGAAAGAAACGAAAAGGUGUACCGAGACCUUUUGCGCCAAACCUCGAAUUGGCCGAAAUACGACAAAGGCGUGCGCUUGAGCAGAGCAGUGGUACGACAAGGGAAACACGCGCCAGUCCCGGACGAAGGAAACCAGGCUAGAAAUCACUACUCGCGUUCUGUAUCUAUUUCAUCUUCAAGUACUUCUAUUUAUUAUGUUCAUCUCCAUGCUACUGUGAAUAUAAUGAAUCUUUUCCCAAUUGCGUGUAUAAAGUUCGAAACUCCAAAUCGUGUAGCUUAGUCUUGGAGUUGUCGUUGUACAAUUGUUGAUAAUAGGAAAGAUGAUUGUAAAUUUAGAAACAUUGUACUUGUAGUUAUAGUACACUAUGGCCAGUCCCAGUUCUCUGCUUUGUGGUGACAUUUCGUAUUGGCACUUCUGUACAUGGUCUCCACUAGUGUGUGUAUUCGUCUAUACCUCGUCGUUGUGCAUGACAUAAAUCGCAACAUAUUCUCUAGGAUCUCAUACGUCCUCGUAGUCUCUCAUACUACAAACCAGAGCAAGUGUAAUUCAUCGACCUCCAAAGUAAAAUUAUGUGUAGCUGCAUCGACAUUGUUGAAGAUUGUGUGGACGACAGACGAGGCUGGUCCAAUAUGCAUAGUGUUUGGAAACGACACCCUAGAGGGUCUUGUCGCACUAGGGCUUCAGUUGCGAGAAGGCACUGUCUCUUCGGAUUUUUUCAAGAAAGCUUGUGCAUUCCUAGCUCUCUCUAAAAUGAAAACAUAUGCGGUGAAGAUGAAGGUGGACAUGAAUUUAAAAUGUGGCGGUAGAAAUUGUAU